UAGGUGAGGUAUAUCAUAACAGGUGUUGUGGUAAUGAUGACAGCCGAUCUGUAUCUGUAUGACUAUAUAGUGAGAGCUGUGGAACGAUAUCUCAAAUGCAUGAUAUUACACCUUCUUGCCCUAUCUUUGGCGACUGUUUGCAUAAAAAGAACCAUGGUAGAGUUAAUAGAAAAUACAACGGACUCUGGUGUCGGCUCCACUGACGAAGGAAUGCCCAUUUCCCAAUGCUAACGCGACCAGGAGUCUUGUAGAUCAGCUCUGCUCGACAUGUGACAAGGCAAAAUGCACCGGCCUGAACCCAGAAAGAGCGGUUCUAAACCAUACAAGAUUCCCUCCAGCUCGUCCAAGUGCCAGCAGAGAGAACAAGGCAACCUCCAAAUCGCUGACGAUGCUUGGGUCAAUAAGUGGCUUGAUGAACCUGCUGUUGCUGAAAAAGGAGCUGAGUGCGCGGCAGCACGGAGUGUAAAGCUCGGGGAAUAUAUGCAGACCUUGCUCAAAGCAAAAGAAAUUCGAGAGUCACUGGAACAACUUACAGAAUCCCAAACUGGAAGCGAGCGCCACGACCCAGAACUGGCAGAGAACCUUGAACAGCGGGUGCACGCUGAGCGGGAAGAGCUGCGGUCUUUAUUAGCUAAAGUAACAAACAAAGAUGUCCUCAGAAAUGUUAAAUACCGUCUUGGAAAGUUACGUAGAAAGAAGCGCUGGCAAGAGAAGCGGCAGAAGACCUUACGAGAGAUUCGGGAAGAAAGAUUGCGCAAUCGAGAACGUCUGCACGAAGAGACUGACUUGUGGCUCGCACGACGCCGUGCAGAAGAAGCCCAGCUUCUCGAUGACGCUGAACACGCGAAACAGUUGGAACAAAAGAUUAAAGACGCCCGCAUAGCAAAACGCAAACAUGAAGAUAUUGUGUCGUUGCUCCAAGCGCUGGAGCGCUUGCGAAAUCUACGUAGAGAUAAAGCCAAAAAGGCUGGUGAGGUCUUCCCUGAAGAAGAUGACGAGUUCUUUCGUAUGGUAGAGGAACAAAGUACAGCAACUGUCGGUGGUGAUGAACAUGAGAGCACUCCGCAGGAGGAUGAAGAAGCCCCAUCAAUUCGCAUAGUAAGGCCUUCAGGCUUUGAGGUCAGGGAUAUAGAUGACCUAAUUCGUGUCAGACGUCAAUGGGAUAACUAUAUUGUACCUGCCGGUACGCCGGGGGGUUCGCGAGUUCCACAACACUUUGUAAUACCUGGGCCACCUUCCAACGAGGAUUGGGCGGGCUUUGUGACGGGGGGUUCAUGAUUUGUGAGCGUUGCAGUUGGUCGUAUUCUUAAAUACGCUGGUUACCAUUGCAACCACUGAACCUUGUGCACAAAAACGAUCUGAUCUAUUGCCUACUCGUCACUUUUGUUUUCUCUAUCUACAGCUGCUAGUCUUGACUGAGCCACCUCGAUCAGAACUUCUAUGUGCUCUAUCUGUUCGAAAACGGACUUGAGCUCCCCCUGCGCCCCUCUCUGACGAGUCUUCAAGUCCGCUAAUUCCUUUUUGCGCUCUUGCAUGAUUUUAUGUUGUUCUUCAAUUUCAGCCUAGAGGUAAAAAAUAGCAUUCAGACUCCAUUCGAGGACUUUUGCUUGUUCUCACUAGACACAUUACAUUGAUCUUCC
This is a messenger RNA of Spizellomyces punctatus DAOM BR117, 1640 nucleotides long. RefSeq lists its product as uncharacterized. The coding region runs from base 283 to 1278 and encodes 331 amino acids. Lineage: Eukaryota; Fungi; Chytridiomycota; Chytridiomycetes; Spizellomycetales; Spizellomycetaceae. The transcript is spliced from 8 exons. The record is from RefSeq and is a predicted model, not a curated record.